Messenger RNA from Solanum tuberosum (potato), 1686 nucleotides. Its product is annotated as zinc finger CCCH domain-containing protein 45-like. Bases 1 to 1686 code for a protein of 561 amino acids. The transcript has 4 exons. NCBI's taxonomy places the organism in Eukaryota, Viridiplantae, Streptophyta, Magnoliopsida, Solanales, Solanaceae. The record is from RefSeq and is a predicted model, not a curated record.
AUGAACAUUAAGGAGGUAAAACAUUAUCGAAAAGAGGAUUGCCCAUCAAAAGUUGGCAGCAGAUCUCAACAGCAUACUCAGUUAAAGCAGACGCAUCAAAGCAUUGAUAGAUCAUCAUCUGAAAAAAGAUAUUGCUUGAAGAAGUCUAAAGAGAGACUUUCUUCCAAAUCUUUGGCUAUAUGGAAAUGCCCUCCCAAGUUCCAUUUGAACGAGAAAUGGCUAGUGGUUGCUGGUGAAGAAAGUAAAGAAACCAGUAAGCAGGAGGAUAGGAAAAGGAGGGUGAUUGAGGCGGUUUUCCCUAAUCGGUCUGCAAUUCCUCCAAAUACAUCAUCUGUCAAGAUAGUUACUUCUCAAAAGCUACCUGAUAAUGGAAAAUCGCUUCCAAAGUCUUUGUCAACCUUUCCAAAUCCCAGAAAACCUCCGAGAAACUCUUUUUUUUCUAAAAAGACCCCUUUUAAUGUGCAAUCUACUCCACUAUAUCAUUCAAGAUAUCAAAAUCUAACGGGAUCUGAGCAAAGCCAAGUUUCUCCUAAACUACCUGUUAGUUACAACUCUGUUCCCCAGUAUAGGCCUACAUUUAAAAAUAUCGGCACUCAGACUGAAACUUUUCCAGACCAACCAGCUAAUGAAAACCAUGAGCCCAAGUAUCGAACAACAUAUGAAAACCAGAAUAUUCCCCAGCUCAAGUCUCAAGUUUCUGGAAUGGCACUUGCUAAGCACAACCCUAUCACCGAAUCUCCAUCCACGCGUGAUUUGACAGUUGACGUAGCCACAGCUGUAGCUGCUCUUGCAAAAAGUCAAGAGCAGGGUAGUCGGAUCGAUACCAACUUAUUGGUUAGGCUUCUCCUCAACCCAGAAGAAAUACCAAAGUUGAUGAAUGAACGUGGCAUGAAUACCAAUGUUGCAACUGCUGCUGCAGUAGCUGUUUCUCUCAAUACUGCCAUGUCUAGGCCAGUGGAUCUACUGGUUCCCUUGACCAGGACAAAACCGGACAAGGUAAUUAACAAGCCCAUUAAUGAAUGCCAAGCUCCCCAUGCAGGAUCUGGACAAAGUUUUGGGCCAAAGCCAAUGGCAAAAUCUGUGCCUUUGAUAAUGACUAAGCCUGAAACAUCUGUGAAAAGUGAUUUGGUUAAUGAACAAGGGACCCCUCCUCAGGUAGAAACUGCAAACAUUAGAGAGAGUAAGUCACUAACCUACUUCUCUUCAGACCUUGAUCUGGAAAAUAUUAAGAAACUGAUUAGCAAAUAUGGAGUACCUGACAAUGCAGGAGGAAAGCCAUUAGUUAAUUUUGAGUUGGUUUCUAGAUAUGGUCCUACCAGCUUGCAGCCUAAUCUGUCUCUUUCACCAAAUGUUGGCCAUACAUCCCCUUCCUCCUCGAUGACUAGUCAUAGCCCUCUUCACAAGGAUAUCAUCAAUUACUACAAGUCCCUGAUCAAGCAACGUGGAGAAAAAAGUGAGCCUAUGGUUGAUGAAAGCUUACAAAAUACGAAUCCUCAUGGUACUACACGGGGGACAGAUUUGUUAAAAAACCAAAAACCAAUUCCGCACAGCUUGACACCCUGUGUUUUCUUUAAUAAACCUAAGGGAUGCCAUAAUGGUUCCUAUUAUCGCUUCUUGCAUGAUAUAUCUGGUAAAAAGAGGUCUGGGGGGAGAUCGAAAGGUCGGGAUUCGAAGAGAAUGAAGUAA